Messenger RNA from Chionomys nivalis (European snow vole), 2664 nucleotides. Its product is annotated as interferon-activable protein 205-B-like. Gene Ontology annotation, biological process: cellular response to interferon-beta; response to bacterium; positive regulation of interleukin-1 beta production. NCBI's taxonomy places the organism in Eukaryota, Metazoa, Chordata, Mammalia, Rodentia, Cricetidae. Gene Ontology annotation, molecular function: double-stranded DNA binding. Gene Ontology annotation, cellular component: nucleolus. The record is from RefSeq and is a predicted model, not a curated record. Bases 466 to 1830 code for a protein of 454 amino acids. The transcript is spliced from 9 exons.
AACAGCACGGGGUUAGACAUCUAGCACUGCUCAAAUUAGGAACUUACUUUAACCAGUUUCCUGGUCUUCCUUGUUAUUUUGUAGAUACUACAUUUUCUCAGCAUUUAAUGAGAUUCCAACACCCUGCUUUGUACUUUUUGAGAGAUUUAUCAUCCCACACAAAAUAGACAAGCUCUAUUUCCUGCCUUGUUGAGGAUCUACAAUCUGGACAUUACUGAGGAAAUCCAGGGAGGUAUCUUGGCUGGAGAGAGAGUGGAAACUGGUGGCCGUGGCACAUGAAAAAAUACAAGGGAGUGAUAUGAAAAAUUACCAUGGAAUAAUAUUGAGUGGAAAAUACAUCUGCACAUGGAGCUGAAUUAUCUAGUAAUAUCCUAAUACUACACAGCACAAAAGCCAGCAGCUAAACUAGGAUCUGGACACCGCUGAAGAAAUUUCCAAGAAGGCUUUUCCAUCAUUUUAGAGAUAAUGAAUGACUAUAAGAAAAUUGUUCUUCUAAAAGGAUUAGAGAGUAUGGAUGAUUACCAUUUUAGGAUAAUUAAGUCCUUACUAAAAAGAGACCUACACCUGUCUGAAAAUAUGCAAAAUGAUUAUGACAGAAUUAAGAUUGCUGACAAGAUGGAGGAGACAUUCCCAAAAGAUUCUGGACUCAACAAACUGAUAGAAAUUUGUCAAGAAAUUAAAGAUCUUAGAGGUCUUGUUGAAAAUCUUAAAGAAGAGAAGGCAAAAGUAAAAGGAAAAAAACCCACGGGAAAAAAGAGGCAAAAAGCAGAUUCUGCUGUACCUACAUCAACUACAAGCAACACCUUAGCAUCUGAUGGAGGGGAGACAUCCACAGCUCAGGUGAGCCUGGGGGACAGCGGUGGGCUGGCAGCGUACAGAGGUAGUGCCAUUUGUCCCUACUCUGUCCAUCAAAAAAGAAAAAGUGUGAAUGAAGAGAAGCCUGAAGUGAAAAAGACCAAAAAGUCUAAGGGGUCAGAUUGCCCUGACUCUCCUGGAGAAGCCACAGUCAGAUGCCAGACUCCAGGACCCCAGAUCUCAUCUUCGACUUCAUCAAAUCCUUCUUUGGCUAAGAACCAAAAGACACAGACCCCAAGCCAGAGCACUAACAGAGGAGCUGUUGGCCAAAAUGAUGCCAUGAUCGUGAUGGUACUCAAUGCAGAGGAGCCAUUUGAAUAUGAGUCAAGAGAACCUGGAGGAAAGAUGAUGUUUCAUGCUACAGUGGCCAGUAUGAACGAAUAUUUCCAUGUGAAAGUUUUCAACAUCAAGCUGAAAGAGAAGUUCACAAAAGGGAAUGUCAUCAUAAUCUCCAAUUAUGUCAAGUUCAGAGGAAUCAUAGAGAUAAAGGCAGACUCCUAUGUGAUUAAAGCUGAACCCAACGAGAAGAUUGAAGUUCCCAAGAAGAUAAUCAGUAAAGCAAAUGAAACUCCCAUGAUUUCUGAUAUUCACAAGAGUGUAGGUGGAACACUGUUUUAUGGGUUGUUUACAUUACACAAGAAAAAGUUCAACCCAAAGAACACAAUCUAUGAAAUAAAGGACGAUACAGGAAGUAUAGAAGUUUUAGGGAGUGGGAAAUGCUACAACAUCAGCUGUGAGAUAGGAGACAAACUGCGACUCUUCUGCUUUCAACUGAAAACAAUGGACGGGCAACCGAAGUUGGUGUCUGGCAAUCACAGUUUUAUUAAGGUACGAAUCACCAAGGCUGGAAAAAAGAAAAUGUCUGCUCUCCAUCCUAACCCGAAAGAUGAAGAAGCAAGUGGCUACCCACAAAAUUCAUUCAGUGCUUUUAACAGUGAAGCUUUUAAAAUAGAGACACCAAACAACUGGAAAUAAGCGAAAGCUUCAGUUGUACAUCUAAGCAUUUAAAGGUUUUGUUACCUGAUUUGUGAUUAUGUAUUUUUAUAAAACUCCUUACUCUGUUUUUUUUAUGAAAAUAACACUUGAAUUUAAUAUUUCUAGUGUAGAAGUAAUAAAAAUUUCUUUUGAAAAGGAUACCGUCAUUCAGUCAAAGCAGCCAUAUACAGUAUGGGGAAAAAUUUUUACCAACUGCACUUCUGAGAAAGGGCUAAUAUCCAAAAUAUAUGAAGAACUCAAAAAUCUAAAUAAUCCAGAAAACAAACAACCCAAUUGAAAAUUGGACUAAAGAUCUAAGCAGAGAAUUCUCAAAAGAGAAACCUCAAAUGGCUGAGAAACACUUAAAGAAAUGUUCAGCAUCCUUAGUCAUCAGGGAAUGCAAAUCAAACUAUUUUGAGAAUUCAUCUUAAACCUGGCUGAACAGCUAAGAUCGGUAAAACAGGUGGCAGUUCACGCUGGUGAGGAUGUGGACUAAGGGAACAGCCAUCCAUUGCUGGUGGAGUGCAAACUCGUGAACCUUAUUUCAGUCUCCUUGAAACAUUUUAAAUGCAAUUCACAUUUCUUGCUAUUUUUGUCUGGGAAGUCUUUUCCAGACUCAAAACCAUAAGAUUGUAUCCUUUACCCUUUUUAGGAAGUAGUUUAGUUCUUUCCCUUUUAGCCUAUUAUCUGAUUUUUCCAUACUUUUGAGAUGUGAAAGGAGGCCGGGCGGUGGUGGCGCAUGCCUUUAACCCCAGCACUCAGGAGGCAGAAGCAGGCGGAUCUUUGUGAGUUCGCGACCAGCCUGUUCUACAAGAGCUAGUUCCAGGACAGACU